Amphibalanus amphitrite is the source of this 4027-nucleotide messenger RNA. RefSeq names its product 4-coumarate--CoA ligase 5-like. The record is from RefSeq and is a predicted model, not a curated record. The coding region runs from base 364 to 2037 and encodes 557 amino acids. NCBI's taxonomy places the organism in Eukaryota, Metazoa, Arthropoda, Thecostraca, Balanomorpha, Balanidae. The transcript has 10 exons. Gene Ontology annotation, molecular function: CoA-ligase activity.
GCACAUCGUCCGUCUCGCGGGUCUGCGGCGGGGCUCCACCGGCCGGCGCACUCGGGAACCGACCGCUGUCCGGACCGGGAGGUGAGCCUCAACGCGCUCCGCUCCGAGCCUGGAAAACCGGCCGCUCCCCGACCGUCCCCCGGCUCCGCCACACAGACAGGGAAUAAUGCGCAGUUACGGCGCGGCUGGGUUGCCGGCUGCCCGGCGCCUCGUGCGGGGAUGAACUUCGACCUUUGAUCCGAACAGGAUGCCUCAAUACGAUCUCUGUAUAUAGAGAUGCCACAUAUAUGGUAUAAUGAGUCUUCCAUUGCCAACGGAAAGUGAGUGACGUCCUGCAGUGAGACCCCUGCACGAACUAUCACGAUGCGGUCUCUCUCGCUGUGCCGCCGUUUGAGCACGGCCAGUGUCCGCCAGGGCGUGUUCCGCUCCCACGCCGAGGACAUCCCGCUGGCUGAUCGGCCCAUCUUCGAGAUGAUCUGGGGCCGCCGCCACCGCUGGGAGAAUCGCACCGCCUAUGUGUGCGGAGUGACCGAGAAAUCCCUCACCUAUAACGAGACGUACCGUAACGUGCUGCGGUUCUCUGACGCGCUGGACAAGCGCGGCUACAAACACGGCGACGUGGUGGCCGCCUGUCUGCCCAACUGUGUCGAGAUGCCCGUCACGGUGCACGGGUGCGCCGCCAGGGGCAUCACGACCACCACUCUGAACCCGCUCUACACGGAAGACGACAUCGUGCGCCAGCUGGAGAUCUCGGACGCUCAGGCAGUGGUGGCGCACCCUCUGCUCCUCCCCACGGUUCGCGCCGCCGCCGCCAGGGUGCCGACCGUGCGCGAGGUGAUCGUCACCGGCCAGGACAGCGCUCCGGAGGGCGUCUCCAGCUUCGAGGAGCUGCUGCGACAGGGCCGCGAGCACACACCCACCGUCGACAUCGACAUGGAGAAGGACCCGGUGCUGCUCCUGUUCUCCAGCGGCACCACGGGCCUGCCGAAGGGCGUCAUCCAGACCAACUACUGUCUGGGAUCGAACCUGCUGCAGGCCACGUCUGAGGACUUCGCCUGGGAGGUGCCAGGCGAGGAGCGGUUCCUGGGCGUGCUGCCCACCUUCCACACGUUCGGCAUGUUCUUGUACGUGUUCAAGUCGCUACUAACCGGCGCUUCGACCACACUGCUGCCCCGCUUCGAGCCAGAGAUGUUUGUCAACGCCCUGACCAAGUACAGGCCGACGGCGCUGCACCUGGUGCCUCCACUGGUCACCUUCCUGGCCAACAGCCCGACCGUCACCGCCGAGACGCUCUCCUCGCUCAAAGUGAUCUUCUGCGGCGCGGCGCCGCUCGGUCCGGCGCUCAUCCAGCGCGUGCUGCAGAAAAUCGACACAGCCACCUUCAUUGAAGGUUACGGGAUGACCGAGUCCUCGCCAGUGGUGAGCUUCAGCUCGAUCUCCAAGGGCUCUCGGUACGGCUCGUGUGGCGUGCUGCUGCCCAACACCGAGCUAAAGGUGAUCGCCGUGGACGACGGCCGGGUCCUCGACCUGGGCGAGAGCGGCGAGAUCUGCGUCCGCGGACCUCAGGUGAUGCCCGGCUACUACAAGAACCCCGAGGCGACGGCGGCUACCAUCGAUCAGGAUGGCUGGCUGCACACUGGCGACGUCGGCUAUUGCGACAAGGACGGCUUCCUCUUCAUCGUAGACCGCGUCAAGGAACUCAUCAAGUACAAGGGAUUCCAGGUGGCGCCGGCCAUGCUGGAGGACAUGCUGCGGAAGCACGCGGGUGUCGCGGACGCUGCCGUGAUCGGCGUGCCGGACGAGGAGGCCGGCGAGUUGCCGCGCGCCUACGUGGUCACCUCGGACCCGGCCAUCACCGAGCAGGAGCUGGCCGACUUCGUCAACGCCAAGGUCAACACCUACUACCAGCUGCGCGGCGGCGUGCACAUCAUCGACGCCAUUCCCAAGAACGCCUCCGGCAAGACGAUGCGCCGCGACCUGCGCGAGCGGGCGAUCCGGGAGCUGGAGGAGGCCAGCGCUGCCCAGACCACCGCCUGAGGGAGGUCGGAGAAGACGGGUGGGGAGGCAGGAGAGCCGGAACGUACUUCAGUGUGGACAGGAGGGAUGUCCGCAGGGAGAGGCGAAACACAACAUGAACUGGAGCCGAGGGCCAGCUGACCCGCACUGCUGCACGUAGCUCGUAGUUUGAGAAGCCACUGAUGGCAAUAUGAGGACCCGAGUGGAUCGCUGCUAGCGCUACCUGGCGCAGUGCCCCCUACCAGCCAGCUGGGAAGGCAGUCGUAGAUGGCGCUCACACUUUCCUCCUAUCACCUGGAGAAGUCGGCCAGGACAUGAUCUGAUUCGGGCUGGCAAUAGAGAAAAGCGGGUCCUUUAUGCCAGCUGUGUAAAGGAGACAGGGUAUUCACAUACCAGCCACCUGCGGGUCCUUACAGACCUAAAAGGGGAUAGACCACUUCCGUGGUGGCAAUAUGUGUGAUGGAGAAAUCACCGUCUAGUUCAGAGACACUGCACUGUAGAGAGAACGUUAGGGCACUGCACAGUAGUGAGAACGUUAGCUGGUGGUGGUAAGGUAGUGCUACGGUCUCAUCUCACAUUGAGACUGGAUUACUAACCGAUCAGGAUGCCGCCUUUUGGUGAUCGCUAGCUAGUAAAUAAAUUCAUUCGGGGCGCUCAUUGCUCGGUGCUCACUGACUAAAUCUUGCCACAACUGAUGGAGAUAGGCGCAGAGCUGUGAUUUUCGUAUCGGCCUAGAUGAUCGCCGCUGCUCCACUGACUGAGCGAGCGUGUAGUUCGUAGGAUUGGCGGGAAAGGUUGGCUGAACGGAGCCCUUUCUUUUGGCUUAACAUUGUGUGUGUGUGUGAAGGUGCCGGUUUGUGUGUGGGUUUCAUCCCGACUGAGCCAGCGAAUGCAUCUUGAACUGAGUGACCUACAUUUUGCUGACCAAUGGCAACUCAUUCGAAGAUGUGUCGUAUUCACUAUUCCCUGGAGUAGCUUCAUUUGUGUACAGAGCUUAGCGGUCAAAUGGAUUUGUGCAAUUAGGAAACGUUUGCAUGCAUGCAAUCUUGUUGUAUUUGGGUACGUUCCUUUCUUAUUUUCAUUACGAAUCAGGUUUUGUAACUAGCUACCGAGGGCUCUAGGCUUAAUAUCGUUGUUUCAUGCAUGAAUCAUGGGAAGAUAAUCAUUGCAGGACGCAUAAUCCAUCCAAUUUUGUAGCAAUAUUCCGGCAGUGUUCGUUCUUAUUUAGCUAGCCAUGGGUGGCGUCUCGCGAACAAAGGACGGGCUUUACAGUCCGGUGCGAGAGGAGGGGUGGUAUGUAUUUGGUGCGAUCGCCGGCUGACGCGGCCGGGCGACCACCAGCGCAAUGCAGGUUUCAAUGCAAGGUUGGAUGAGCCGCGUGGCUUCGAAAUGUGCCAUGGUCAGCGAGUUUUGUGUGUGCUGGCUCAGCUAUGGAUGCCGUUUACGCUGUAUGUCUGUCUCGUGUGUGCUGGGUUUGUGGCAAGAUGGUUCGAAGGCUGGACUUCGGGUGCCGGUUUUUGUUAAUAUCUUGUAUAUUUUGUACACAGUGCGUUCGAGCGGGAUUUAUUGUCAAAUGUCGGAGUAACCACUUUACUUUUUAGCUCCUACUUUUCUUACGAAGUUGUAUUACGAGAACAUCGAUUCGUAAAUCAUCUGAUGGCCACAACUGGCACAGUGUGUUCUUGUCAAUCAAGUCAUGAUAUCUCAGUUCAAAAUCCAUCGAAUGGUUAAGAAGGCUGCGAGAAAAUGGUGGAACUUAUUGCUUCUCGGCAAAGUAUUUGCGGAUCAUAUACUUUCCUUGGUUGGGUGGCAUUUUCUGCACUCUAUUUGACCCCGUUUUCUGGUUUAUCAUGUUCUUCCCUUAGAUCAUUUGGGUGUUAAACAGUUCUGUGGUAACGUUGUGUAUAAUUGUGUACUGAGAUGAGCAGAUAUCAUGUGUGUAGGGUAGUGCUGCUACAUAUGUGCCGCAUUGAAGGCUCCACAUAGUUUCAAUAAAGCUUUUCAAAACACG